Molecule: messenger RNA, 2862 nt
Organism: Pseudoliparis swirei
Lineage: Eukaryota; Metazoa; Chordata; Actinopteri; Perciformes; Liparidae
Gene: hps4
Product: HPS4 biogenesis of lysosomal organelles complex 3 subunit 2
Exons: 12
Coding region: 287-2116 (609 amino acids)
Biological process (GO): vesicle-mediated transport
Source: RefSeq, a predicted model, not a curated record
CGCAUUCCUCAAGUGGCGCUAACCCUCUCAAACUUUACGUUUAGCAGCAGUUCAACGUCAACAGUGGAAGAGAACAACAAUACACACGUACUAGUGUCCUGCGGUGCGUCGGAAGAUUAGAAACGUCUCUCUCGGAGUCACAACUCAACUCUAAAUAUUACUUUCUUUUGUUGUUGUUGUUGUUGUUGUCAGAGUGCAUCUCCAGUCCGUCGGGUAGGAAACACACCGUUAUAAGACAACGAAUGACUGAGCGACUUCUAGCUUUUUUUCUGGACUUUCCUUGGUGAUGACGGAGCUCAUGCUGCCAGACUCAAGAAGGUGCACUUAUUUCUUCCUCUACGAUGGAUGCAAGGUCAAAGGAGAAGGUGAUCUUACCAGAGAGGGAAUCUGCUACUUCUACCCUGAAGAGACCCCUUUAGAUAAGCAGGAGCUGCUGUGUGGUCAGCUGGCCGGCACUGGCCGCUGCGUCUCUGAGCUGUCCUCCUCCCCUGUGCGUAUACUCCGGCUGCGCCACAACACGUUCUCCAUCCGGAUGAAAGAUGACUUAUUCUGGGCUCUGGGCUGCUCAGUGGAAGUCUCCACCGUCAGUGUCUGUGAGCUCCUGGAUCAGCUAAUAAACCUCUUUUGUUUCUACAACGGCUCCGUCCGACGAAGCUAUCAGCUAAACAGUCAAGAAACUCUGGCUGGUCGAUGGGCGCGGUACCUCUCACACCUGCAGUCAGGAUCCUUGGAGCUUCAUCACAUCUUCAGCUGCUUGAGAACAAUUGACUCGACUAAUAUUGAUCCACUUCUCCUGCUCAAAGCUGCCCUCAUCCUGCAGGCGUGUCAGCGCUGCCCCCUCGUGGCAGCGGGCUGUAUUCUGUUCAGAGGAAGGGUUGUCAGCACACAGAUGUCUCCAGAUCUCACAAUGAAGGUGAUGGUUCAUGAGAGUGAAACGUACACUGAGGCCCGGAGGUCUAAUGGACCGAACACCGUCAGCUCCACUACGGUGUUCCUGACCAUGUCUGAACUUCAGUACCUGCAAUCCGUCCCCGUCUACAAAGACUUCAGUUCCCGUACGACUCCACACAAAAGCACCCCCACAAGGAAGACCCGCCUGUCAAGAACGUUAUCUGACACUCCCUCCACCGAGUCAGAGCCAUCGGACACAGGUUCCUCCCAGUCCCCCCAGAAGGUGUCCUCCGGUCCUCGCUCGUCACACAGCUCUGUGUUGAGCCCAGAUCCGUCGCACAGCUUCGCCGAUCCCCCAACGCAACAGAUAGAGCUCCCUCUCUCGAAUGGAAAACACUCCCCUGAAGCUGAGGAGGAGGUGCUGGACGAGUCAUAUUAUCACAGUUUUCACAGCAACAGAGACGAGGUCAGCCAGAUGCAUAAUGAAGGAGACGGUUCAUUGUUUGGAGAAAACUCCCAUGCUAAUGGGGGCGGAGGAGACGGGGACACCGCCUGUGGGACGGUAUUUGACUUCACAGGGGCUGAGGAAUCCCAUGGCGAUAACGUUUUGGAAGAGGUCAGUAGAGGUGUCCUUGGGAAGGUUCCGGGCCACUCGGCAGAGAUACCAGAUCCUCCUCGCGCUGCUGCUUUCGACCACCAAGGGGAGUGUCCGCUGAUUCCCAUGACGCUGUACCUGCACCGGGUGAAAGGCUUGGUGCUCGCUCUGCUGGUGGAGCCCCACUUCUUGAGUGACACCGACUCUAUGGAGGAAGUGUAUCACAGCAGCCUGGCGUCACUCAAUGGACUAGAGGCCCAUCUGAGGACCAUCUCUCCAGGGGCCCCAGGCCCUCCAGGACCCUACAUCUUUGCCCACUUUGACUGCAUUCAGAGCACCCUGACAACCAACCUGUCUGGUCGACCCGGGGAAGCCCUGGAGCGUCCUUUUGUGAGGGCCACAUCACUCCUUCACUCACAUUUCUGUAACACUGAAACUCUGCAGGAGGCUAUUAUCAGGAGUGCUGGAGCUGCUGUGUAUGGAACCCGCAGCGUGGCCCAGGAAACUUACUUCCAGCAGCACGGGGGUUCGCUGAGGAACUCCGGCAUCCCUAACCACCAGGACAGUGCGUUCUCGCUUCCCGGCAAGGCGCGACACAGACUACUGAAACACGGGGUUAACCUGCUCUGACAGCAGUGGGGUUUCUUAAGAUAUGGAGCGCUGCUCUGUGAGUAACCUUAAAGUCGAUGGGGACAAUCUGAAUCAAAGUUUACUCAGUCUUGUGGUUGUGGUUUAUUUUUUACAUUGCAUCAUAUUAGCACCUGCUAUACAAAUUCAUGGCACUCACAUUAAUAGCAGAACGUUGCAUUUUCUAAAUUUGUAUUACUAUGAAUGUCAGAGGAUGGUUGGUUAACAAUGAGGUUUCAGUUUCAGUUCUUUUUAGUGCUUGUUUGUUUCCUGUGAUGCUCCAACACAUUACCCGUUGUAUCUUGAAGCGCCAUGUUGCCAUAUUAAGCUCCUGUUAACACGCUGCACACUUUUGGAAACCUUUUCAGUUUUCAGAUAUUGUCUUUUCAUCGUCACUGAAGUAAAUGAUAAAAAAACAUCUUGUGUUUAUUAAUUGUAUUGGACAUUUUUGACAAACGCCAAGUUAGAAUCGUUCUACUAUUUAGCUGCAUUUGUACAUACUCCUACAUUUACUUGCUGCACAAAACUGUCACACAUCUAUAAAAUGAUCUAAAAUAGUUUUUAUAACAAAUAUUUAUUUGAAAUCGACUCUUUAGUAGCAUACAACAUAUUAUUUAACCACUUGGCUAUUAGAUCUACUGUUUGCUCCAUCAAAAGUGUCAUUUGUUAGUGUUCUAAUGUUUGCUGAGACGGUCCACUGUGAUACUGGAGUGCAUUAUUAGUGGGAAUUAAAUGAAUACAUGACCCUC